AGGAGCGGAGCUGGGGCUGCGGGCCGCGCGGCAGGGACGGCGAGCGGCGCCGCAGGAGGCGAUGGGUACGCGCGCUCCGUCCCGCUGCCCAUCUGGUAUCCCCGCUCCCCUGCUAUAAGGAGCGGCGGUGGAGAAAAGAGACUGGGCACAGACAACCCCCGUCCCCGGGAGAACCUACUAGGAUUGGACCCCGCCGUGGUGCCUCGCGGACUCCCAGGGCGUGGAAGAGGAGCGGUUCCAGAGCGCGGCUCGGAGCAUGGGGACAGCGGCUGCAGGCGGUGGCUGCGGGGGUUGCCGGUGGCUCCCGUGGCUAGGACUCUGUUUCUGGGCAGCGGGGGCCGGGGCUGCCCGAGGAACAGACAAUGGUGAAGUUCUUCCUGAUUCCAUUCCAUCUGCCCCUGGAACACUGCCUCAUUUCAUAGAGGAGCCCGAAGAUGCCUACAUCAUCAAGAGCAACCCUAUUGCACUCAGAUGCAAAGCAAGGCCAGCCAUGCAGAUAUUCUUCAAAUGCAAUGGCGAGUGGGUCCAUCAGAAUGAGCAUGUCUCAGAGGAAAGUCUGGAUGAGAGCUCAGGAUUGAAGGUCCGGGAAGUGUUUAUCAAUGUCACCAGGCAGCAGGUGGAAGACUUCCAUGGGCCAGAGGACUACUGGUGCCAAUGUGUGGCAUGGAGCCACCUGGGGACUUCCAAGAGUAGGAAAGCUUCUGUACGCAUAGCCUAUUUACGGAAAAACUUUGAACAAGAUCCACAAGGCAGGGAGGUUCCAAUCGAGGGCAUGAUUGUGUUGCACUGCCGCCCACCAGAGGGAGUGCCUGCAGCAGAGGUGGAAUGGCUGAAAAAUGAGGAGCCCAUUGACUCUGAACAGGAUGAGAACAUUGACACCAGGGCUGACCAUAAUCUGAUCAUCAGGCAGGCCCGGCUCUCAGACUCAGGGAAUUACACUUGCAUGGCAGCCAACAUCGUGGCCAAGAGGAGAAGCCUGUCUGCAACUGUGGUGGUCUACGUGAAUGGAGGCUGGUCUUCCUGGACAGAGUGGUCAGCCUGCAAUGUUCGCUGUGGUAGAGGAUGGCAGAAACGUUCCCGGACCUGCACCAACCCCGCUCCUCUCAAUGGUGGGGCCUUUUGUGAGGGAAUGUCAGUGCAGAAAAUAACCUGCACUGCUCUUUGUCCUGUGGAUGGCAGCUGGGAAGUAUGGAGUGAAUGGUCAGUCUGCAGCCCUGAGUGUGAACAUCUUCGCAUCCGUGAGUGCACAGCUCCACCCCCAAGAAAUGGGGGCAAGUUCUGUGAAGGUCUCAGCCAGGAAUCCGAAAACUGCACAGAUGGUCUCUGCAUUCUAGAUAAAAAACCUCUUCAUGAAAUAAAACCCCAAAGCAUUGAAAAUGCCAGCGACAUUGCUUUGUACUCGGGCUUGGGUGCAGCCGUCGUAGCUGUUGCUGUCCUGGUCAUUGGCGUUACCCUCUACAGAAGGAGCCACAGCGACUACGGCGUGGACGUCAUUGACUCUUCUGCAUUGACAGGUGGCUUCCAGACCUUCAACUUCAAAACAGUUCGUCAAGGAAAUUCUCUACUCCUGAAUCCUGCCAUGCAGCCAGACCUGACAGUGAGCCGGACAUACAGCGGUCCCAUCUGUCUGCAGGAUCCGCUGGACAAGGAGCUCAUGACAGAGUCCUCACUCUUCAACCCUCUAUCUGACAUCAAAGUCAAAGUCCAGAGCUCAUUCAUGGUUUCCUUAGGAGUGCCCGAGAGAGCUGAGUACCAUGGCAAGAAUCACUCGGGGACUUUCCCUCAUGGCAACAACCGCGGCUUUAGUACAAUACAUCCGAGAAACAAAACGCCAUACAUCCAAAAUCUGUCAUCACUGCCAACGAGGACAGAGCUGAGGACGACUGGUGUCUUUGGCCAUUUAGGGGGGCGCUUAGUAAUGCCAAAUACAGGGGUGAGUCUACUCAUACCACAUGGGGCCAUCCCAGAGGAGAACUCUUGGGAGAUUUACAUGUCAAUCAACCAAGGUGAACCCAGCCUGCAGUCAGAUGGCUCUGAGGUUCUCCUGAGUCCUGAAGUCACCUGUGGUCCCCCAGAUAUGCUUGUCACAACUCCCUUUGCACUGACAAUCCCUCACUGUGCAGACGUCAGUUCAGAGCACUGGACCGUCCACUUGAAAAAGAGGACACAGCAAGGGAAGUGGGAGGAAGUGAUGUCAGUGGAGGAUGAGUCCACAUCCUGUUACUGCCUUUUGGAUCCCUUUGCCUGUCAUGUGCUCCUUGACAGCUUUGGAACAUAUGCCCUCACAGGAGAGCCAAUUACAGACUGUGCCGUAAAGCAGCUCAAAGUGGCUGUGUUUGGCUGCAUGUCCUGUAACUCCUUGGAUUACAACCUGAGAGUUUACUGUGUGGACAAUACUCCUUGUGCAUUUCAGGAAGUGGUUUCUGAUGAACGACACCAAGGCGGCCAGCUCCUGGAAGAACCAAAGCUGCUGCAUUUCAAAGGGAACACCUUCAGUCUUCAGAUCUCGGUCCUUGACAUCCCUCCAUUCCUCUGGAGGAUCAAACCAUUCACUGCAUGCCAGGAGGUCCCCUUCUCCCGCGUGUGGAGCAGCAACCGGCAGCCCUUGCACUGUGCCUUCUCCCUGGAGCGCUACACGCCCACCACCACCCAGCUGUCCUGCAAAAUCUGCAUUCGGCAGCUCAAAGGCCAUGAACAGAUCCUGCAAGUGCAGACAUCCAUCCUAGAGAGUGAACGAGAAACCAUCACUUUCUUCGCACAAGAGGACAGUACUUUCCCUGCACAGACUGGCCCGAAAGCCUUCAAAAUUCCUUAUUCCAUCAGGCAGAGGAUCUGUGCUACGUUUGAUACCCCCAACGCCAAAGGCAAGGACUGGCAGAUGUUAGCACAGAAAAACAGCAUCAAUAGGAAUUUAUCGUAUUUUGCUACACAAAGUAGCCCCUCUGCUGUCAUAUUGAACCUCUGGGAAGCUCGUCAUCAACAGGACGGGGACCUUGACUCACUCGCCUGUGCCCUUGAAGAGAUUGGGAGGACACACACGAAACUGUCGAACAUCACAGAGUCCCAGCUUGAUGAAGCUGACUUCAACUACAGCAGGCAAAAUGGACUCUAGUCUAUUCCCUCUCUUGAGGCAGCACCGGUGAUAGCCAGCUUCGGGGCAGUGGCUUCAAGUGGGGAAGAAGAGGCAGAUUUCUGCUGAGGGGCAUUUGAGGAAAUCAGCCUUUAUUGAGAGCCAGUGAGAAUCCCUGGUUGAAGAAAAUGAGUUUAAUGUAGGUAAAACAUGCCAAUAGCAGAGAACAAAACAAAACAAAAGACCCUGCUGUCUCCUCUGAGUCCACAUCGGUAAACCUUGGAUAUGCUCCUCAGAUGUGGACUGCUGAGGGAAAGAGUGAAGGUUACUGUAGAUAAAAGUAGUUCUGAAGAAUAGACACACUAUGACAAUGCUGGGAAGGCAGAGAUUAAGUGCACGUCUGGAAAUAGGUUUUUAAAGACUUACCCCACAAGGCUAGCUGAUUCUGAGACCAGAAUUUCAGUUUCUAACCAACUGGCAUCCAGGAUAUUGAAAAUCAUGGUAAAACUAGCUUUCAGAAGUGAAAUAAGAUUGCCAAACUCUUAGUGAUAUCACCAAUGCCAGGGAGGACAUUUAGAAUUUAGAGUCUGAGUACAUCACACCAGCACUUAUUAUAUGAGUCACUUAAUGGAAACCAGAUCAAAAAGCGAGAUAGACCUCAAACUAGCUCUUGGUACCUCACCUUCAUUUAUUCUUUUUCCUCCCAGAGACAAAACUCAUUUCUCUCCCCAUCCUGACAGGUUGCAGUAUGGAGGUAGUAAAGAAAAGGCUUAUACAUUUAAAUAUGGAAACAUAUUCCUCCUAACUCAACAGAUUAGAACAACCUCUGUUCCCAGCCAAGCCAUUCAAAUCUCUGAGUGUAGUUAGAAUACAGCUUACCCCAUGGAAUGGAGAUAGGAGAGGCUAGACAGGUCCAGGAAAAUAUGCAUACUACAGAUGUCCCAGGCUUCAAGAAAUCUCUGAUUGUAAGAGAUGGGUAAUUAACCCAAGUUCUCCAACAUUUUUUCCAUAAGAAAUGUGUUUUACUGUGUUUUGU
Psammomys obesus (fat sand rat) is the source of this 4106-nucleotide messenger RNA. RefSeq names its product unc-5 netrin receptor D (gene Unc5d). NCBI's taxonomy places the organism in Eukaryota, Metazoa, Chordata, Mammalia, Rodentia, Muridae. Gene Ontology annotation, cellular component: membrane. Gene Ontology annotation, biological process: netrin-activated signaling pathway. The transcript has 17 exons. Gene Ontology annotation, molecular function: netrin receptor activity; protein binding. The record is from RefSeq and is a predicted model, not a curated record. The coding region runs from base 257 to 3112 and encodes 951 amino acids.